UUGUAAAUCAUUUUUCAAACUCUAUGGCGUAAAAGCUCAAAAAAAAAAAAAAAAGCCACCUAAGCUCUACCCAAUUAGUUUGGACUUACUUGAAAUUCCAUCUUAUUAUAUAAAGUUUGCAACUACAAACUCCUCUGUCACUCUGAUUUAAACAAAUUAAAAAAACAGAGCAUUUUAAAAAAUCCUCAAUCUUCUUUCUAAAUGGAUUGGAUCAGAGGCAAUACUAUAGGCCACGGAUCCACCGCCGCCGUCUCCGCCGCCAAAUCACGUUUCUCAGGUGAAGUUUUUGCUGUUAAGUCAGUGGAGCUAUCAAAGUCACAGUUGUUGCAAAAGGAGCAGAAAAUUCUUUCCGAAUUGAUCUCCCCUUAUAUAGUUAGGUACAAGGGGUAUGAUGUUACCAAAGAGAAGGAUAAACUCAUGUUUAAUCUUAGGAUGGAGUAUAUGCCGGACGGUACACUUUCCAAUGAAAUUCGAAAACAGGGUGGUCGGAUGAACGAACCGUUGAUCGGGUAUUAUACCAAGCAAAUUGUACAAGGAUUAGAGUACUUACAUUCAAGAGGCGUAGCACACUGUGACAUAAAGGGGCAAAACAUUUUAUUAGGUGAAACCGGUGCCAAACUUGCUGAUUUUGGAUGUUCCAGGUGGAUUGAUCCGGCGGAGAGGGACGGAGGUGCAAACUCAAUUGGAGGAACGCCGAUGUUCAUGGCACCAGAGGUGGCGCGUGGGGAAGAACAGGGGUUUGCAGCUGAUAUUUGGGGAGUGGGAUGUACAAUGAUUGAAAUGGCUACUGGUGGAUCGCCAUGGAAUAAUGUGACAAACGCAGCUUCAUUACUUUACAAAAUUGCAUUUUCAGAGCAAUCCCCUGAAAUUCCAAAAUUCCUCUCUUCACAAGCAAGGGAUUUUUUAAACAAAUGCUUGAGAAGAGAUUGUGAAGAAAGAUGGACAGCUAAACAACUCCUCAAGCAUCCAUUUCUUGAAUCAAAUUCUACGAUAAUUCAAAAUUUUGUGACGAGUUCACCAACAAGCAUUUUAGAUCAAGACAUAUGGAAUUCAGAAACAACGAUAUUAGAAACAGUUAUCUGUCCUGUGCAAAGGGUAAGAGAAUUAAUUUCGGAUUCAGGUGAAUUGAAUUGUAGAUGGACUGAUGAUGAGAGAUGGAUGACAGUUAGAAUUAAGUCAUGAACCGUGAAAACUUGCUGUAAAUUUUGUACUAUACAAACACUGUACAGAUAAAAUAAAAAAAAAGAGUAUAUAUUAUCUCUUGCCAACUGUCAAGAAAUUAUAAUUUUGAUCGA
Molecule: messenger RNA, 1295 nt
Organism: Solanum lycopersicum (tomato)
Lineage: Eukaryota; Viridiplantae; Streptophyta; Magnoliopsida; Solanales; Solanaceae
Product: mitogen-activated protein kinase kinase kinase 18-like
Biological process (GO): signal transduction; protein phosphorylation
Molecular function (GO): ATP binding; protein kinase activity
Source: RefSeq, a predicted model, not a curated record